This is a messenger RNA of Nerophis lumbriciformis (worm pipefish), 375 nucleotides long. The record is from RefSeq and is a predicted model, not a curated record. NCBI's taxonomy places the organism in Eukaryota, Metazoa, Chordata, Actinopteri, Syngnathiformes, Syngnathidae.
AUGGCUGCCGUGCGUCCCAUGAUGACGGAGGCAUCCGGCUUCCACGUCCUUCCAGCGCACCUGAUGGCCUCGGCCAUGGAGGAGUUCCCGCAGCAGCUGCCCGUUCCUAAGGGCCCCUCCAAGGGCAAGUGUCGCUCCCGGCGACCCCGCGAGGCCCGAUUCAAAACCCAGCCGGUCACCUUUGCCGAGAUCGCCGAGGUGGUGGACGAGGAAGGCUCUUCGCCUCUGGAGGAGGAACGUGCGCGACGCUCCUUUCUGCAGUCCUUGGAGAACCUGAGGAGGAGCACGCAGACCCUGCACUGCUCGCCGGUCGUCCAACAUAAGUGCGCCCGUUCGCCCACGCAGGACUCAAGUGACUCCGACUCCACCCAGUGA